This is a messenger RNA of Drosophila kikkawai, 1986 nucleotides long. RefSeq names its product protein arginine N-methyltransferase 5 (gene csul). NCBI's taxonomy places the organism in Eukaryota, Metazoa, Arthropoda, Insecta, Diptera, Drosophilidae. Gene Ontology annotation, cellular component: nucleus; cytosol. The record is from RefSeq and is a predicted model, not a curated record. Gene Ontology annotation, biological process: peptidyl-arginine N-methylation; regulation of DNA-templated transcription.
GUUCGGCCACUCUUUCGCCGGUCACCGCAUUUUUUGUUAAGUUUAAAGAGGCUGAGCGGAUUGUAAAAAUGGUUGCCUACGUUUGCCUGCUCCAGGAGGGCAUCAGCAACAUCCCAAAGUUCAUCGAGAAGGCUAUCGAAAACAAGUACUCCGUGGUGGCCACCUCAAUCAACGCCAAUAUGUUGCCAUUCGAGCCCCAGGAGUCGGAUCCCACAUACCCGGCCACGGUUCUGGGGGCCCUCGACUGGAACUCGAAGGUGAUAUUCACGUUGUCCGACGUGAAUGUGGACUCGCCGAAUGCCAAGCUGCGCGCCUAUGCCAAGGAGGUGCUCCUAAGGGAAGCGAACUGGGCGGAGCAUCUACAGCACUCGGGCAAUGUGAUGGUGAGUCUCCGAGGCCCACAAAACGAGAACCUGGCCGCUAUUGUGCGGUCCAAAACAAAAGACCUUUUCCCCGCAGGCAACUGGUUAAUCCGUGUGCCCAUCACCAACCCGGAGUUGGCCACCUUCGAGCAUCGCAAAGAUGCCACCGAAGAGGACAUUGCCAAGGCGGAAGCCAUUGAUCCGUGGUCGUGGUGGAAUAACCUACGCCUAGCCGUCGACCACAACCCCAAAGUCAAGGUGGUGAUCGAGCUAAAUGACUCUGAUCGGCCCUGCAAGGAGACUGUGCGUCGUUGGCUGGGAGAGCCCAUCGAAGCCAUCAUCAUUCCAUCCUCGCUGUUCAUCAGGAAUCGCUCCAACUACGCUGUGCUCAAGAAGGAGUGGCAGAUAAUCAUCGGGCACUUUAUCGCGGUGCGAGCCAACAUCAUUAUAUCCACGAAUCCCAACGACAACGCCUUGAACCAGUAUGCCGAUUACCUCAACAAGCUCAUUAGCGAGAAUACAGAUUGUCACGCGAUAAACAGUUAUGAACACGUGCUUGAGAUUCCACUGCAGCCGCUUGGCGACAAUCUGGAUACCUAUACGUAUGAGAUAUUCGAAGCGGAUCCUGUGAAAUAUAAGCUUUAUCAAAACGCCGUGCAGGCUGCUUUGCUAGAUCGUGUUAGCGACAAUGAAGCCAAGAGCAAGUUGACAGUGAUCAUGUUGCUGGGUGGUGGACGGGGUCCGCUUGCCCGGGCUGUUUUCAAUGCCGCUGAGCUGGCACAGCGAAAAGUCAGGUUGUACAUUAUCGAAAAGAAUCCCAAUGCCAUUCGCACUCUCUCCUACAUGGUUAAGACUCUAUGGGCUAACAAGGAUGUGCACAUUUUCUCCAAGGACAUGCGCGAGUUUAAUCCACCGGAGCUGGCCGAUAUUUUGGUUUCCGAGCUGCUGGGCUCCUUUGGCGACAACGAGCUCUCACCCGAGUGCCUUGAUGGUGCCCUGAAACUGCUCAAGCCGGACGGCAUCAGCAUACCCUACAAAUCCACCUCGUACAUCAAUCCGGUGAUGUCUUCCGUUCUGUAUCAGAAUACCUGCGCCUUGCCCAACGCAACUGCCUUCGACUGCGGUUAUGUGGUGCUUAUGAAGAACAUUUACCACAUCGACGAGCCGCAGGCCCUGUUCGAGUUUAUGCAUCCCAAUCGCGAGGAGAAGAUCGACAAUACGCGCUGCCAGGUGCUCAAGUUCACGGCGAAAAAGAAUUGCGUGAUGCACGGAAUUGGCGGCUACUUUGAUACCCAUCUGUACAAGGACAUCUGCCUGAGCAUCAACCCGCUGACCCAUACGCCUGGCAUGUUCUCCUGGUUCUCCAUGUUCUUUCCAACGCAACCGCGAACAUUGAAGGAGGGCCAGACUGUAUCCAUCAAGUUUUGGCGCUGUGUGGACGCCACCAAGGUGUGGUACGAGUGGCAGGUGGUAGACUCUCCCGAGGACUGGGAGCACCACAACAUUUGCGGCAUUGGCUAUAGCAUCCGACUGUGGACGGAGUAGGAGCUGGCGAAUGCAAUACCGAGUAGUUAAUGUUUUUUUUUUCUGACUGGAAAUAUAAUCAAAACCGAAGCGACCUUAA